Molecule: messenger RNA, 2449 nt
Organism: Vitis riparia (riverbank grape)
Lineage: Eukaryota; Viridiplantae; Streptophyta; Magnoliopsida; Vitales; Vitaceae
Product: ABC transporter G family member 20-like
Exons: 1
Coding region: 106-2274 (722 amino acids)
Cellular component (GO): membrane
Molecular function (GO): ATP hydrolysis activity; ABC-type transporter activity; ATP binding
Source: RefSeq, a predicted model, not a curated record
CUCGCAGCUUUUGCAACCACUAAGCUUGUCUGGUCUUGGUGGUGAUACUGAUAACGUUACGUCGUCGAUAUCAAGUUAUCAACGACUGACGACCGGAGGUAAGCCAUGGAGCUCCAAGAACCUGUCUGGAAGUCAAAACCCAGACUGUCUCCAACUCUUGGAGAGCUCUUGAAGCGAGUUGGAGACGCACGGGAUGACACUCCCGGCUGCCAAACUACAUCGUCGCAUCAGCGGGUUAUCGAUCUAAACGAUGCAAUUCCGCACCCAAGGUCUUUUCCCUUCGUUCUUUCUUUUCACAAUCUUUCUUACAGCGUCAAAGUUCGCCGCAAAAUGAAGUUUCCGGGGUUGUUUUGCCGGAAGGAAGGGCCUGGCUUGUCCGAGGAUGAGGUGGAGACUAAAGACAGCGGCAUGAAGGUUUUGUUGAAUGACAUUUCGGGUGAGGCGAGAGAAGGCGAAAUAAUGGGGGUUCUUGGCGCAAGUGGGUCUGGUAAGUCGACGUUGAUCGAUGCGCUUGCGGAUCGGAUUGCGAAGGAUAGUUUGAAGGGGUCUGUGACUCUGAAUGACGAAGUUUUGGAGUCAAAGCUUCUGAAAGUGAUAUCUGCUUAUGUUAUGCAAGACGAUCUUCUGUUUCCUAUGCUCACUGUGGAAGAAACCCUCAUGUUCUCCGCUGAGUUUAGGCUUCCUCGCUCUCUCUCCAGCUCUAAGAAGAAAGCAAGAGUUCAAGCAUUGAUCGAUCAGCUCGGCCUGCGAAGUGCAGCAAAGACUGUGAUCGGCGACGAGGGCCACAGGGGAGUGUCCGGAGGUGAGCGCCGGCGAGUUUCCAUUGGGAUUGAUAUAAUUCAUGACCCAAUUGUCUUAUUUCUUGAUGAGCCAACGUCGGGUCUUGACUCCACCAGUGCAUUCAUGGUGGUGAAGGUGCUGCAACGAAUUGCCCAGAGCGGAAGCAUCGUCAUCAUGUCCAUACACCAACCCAGUUAUAGAAUCCUUGGCCUUCUCGAUCGUUUGAUCUUCCUGUCGCGUGGAAAUACCGUUUACAGUGGAUCUCCCUCGAGUCUCCCGCUUUUCUUCGCUGAGUUUGGACACCCCAUUCCGGAGACCGAGAACCGAACGGAGUUCGCCCUAGAUUUGAUCCGCGAGCUUGAAGGAUCUCCCGGUGGAACCAAGACCUUAGUCGAAUUCAAUAAGUCAUGGCAAAGAAUGACAAAUCCUCGAACCGACGUCGAAGAGGGAGCCAAAUCAUCUCUCAAAGAUGCCAUAAGCGCAAGCAUUUCAAGGGGAAAACUAGUCUCGGGAGCCUCUAACGAUGCAAACCCCACAUCUCUAGUUCCCACUUUCGCCAAUCCAAUCUGGAUCGAGAUGGUGGUGUUGGGCAAAAGAUCUCUCAAGAACUCGAAAAGAAUGCCGGAACUUUUCGGAAUCCGUCUAGGCGCGGUUCUCGUGACUGGAAUCAUUCUGGCCACCAUUUUCUUGCAACUGGACAGCUCGCCCAAAGGGGUCCAAGAAAGAUUAGGGUUCUUUGCUUUUGCAAUGUCCACAACCUUCUACACAUGCGCUGAAGCCAUCCCAGUCUUCCUCCAAGAACGCUAUAUCUUCAUGAGAGAAACCGCCUAUAACGCUUAUCGCCGCUCGUCCUACGUUCUAGCCCACUCUAUCAUUUCCAUCCCUGCCCUAGUUUUCCUCUCAUUCGCAUUCGCCGCCACCACUUACUGGGCGGUGGGCCUGGCGGGCGGCGUCUCCGGCUUCCUCUUCUUCUUCUUCAUGAUCUUCGCCUCUUUCUGGGCGGGAAGUUCCUUCGUCACCUUCCUAUCCGGAGUGGUGUCUCACGUGAUGCUGGGCUACACGGUGGUGGUGGCCAUUCUAGCCUACUUUCUCCUGUUUAGCGGCUUCUUCAUCUCCAGAAACAGAAUCCCACCCUACUGGAUAUGGUUCCACUACAUUUCUCUGGUGAAGUACCCGUAUGAAGGGGUAUUGCAUAACGAAUUCGAAGACCCAAUGAAGUGCUUCGUGAGGGGGAUUCAGAUGUUCGACAACACGCCACUUGGGGCGGUGCCUGAGGCGUUGAAGGUGAGGCUGCUGAAAAGCAUGAGCGAUACACUGGGAAUGAGCAUCACCAGUUCUACAUGCGUGACUACUGGGUCGGAUGUAUUGAAACAGCAAGGAGUAACCGAUAUAAGCAAGUGGAACUGCCUAUGGAUCACACUUGCUUUGGGGUUUUUCUUCAGGUUUAUGUUUUACCUCACUUUGUUGCUUGGGAGCAAGAACAAGAGGACGUAGAUUCAAUAAUAUUUUUAUUUUUCUUUUCUUUUCUCUCUUUGGGGUCCAACUUCACCUUAACGAAGCCCUAAUAUAUUGUCUAAUUAGUAAUUAUCAGGAACAAAUACAGUUGAAUGUCUUUCUUUUUCCAUUUUUUCUUCCUUCAAAUUCUAAAGCUUAAAGAAAGUUCAGUCUC